This is a messenger RNA of Trypanosoma theileri, 498 nucleotides long. RefSeq lists its product as uncharacterized. The coding region runs from base 1 to 498 and encodes 165 amino acids. The record is from RefSeq and is a predicted model, not a curated record. NCBI's taxonomy places the organism in Eukaryota, Euglenozoa, Kinetoplastea, Trypanosomatida, Trypanosomatidae. The transcript has a single exon.
AUGAAGUGGCUCCUUAGGGUACUCACUCGACGUGGAAAGAAGAAAAAAACGCCCAUUCCACCAAAGCCAUAUGUUGACACUGCAUCCGUGGCACGUCACAUGGUAGACCCGAGUCUCUAUGAUAUGAAUGAUCUAAAACACAUUGAUCCCGAGAAACCACACUGGCAAGACCCGCGGUUUGAGUCGCGUGAGAGUUUGCCAUUCUUUGAUUUCUGGGGGUAUAACAGAAACUGGAGUUGGACAUUGUUUAGGAUAUCUGCAAUUAUAUUUUUUGGUAUUUUUUACUGGGAAAUGCACACCUUAGCGUAUAUGCAAAAGGACACACCCAAGCUGACAGGGAGCACCACAGUUUCUCCUGUUCCUGACUAUGCGAGAGAUGAGAAAGCUACAGAAGAAGAACUUCGUGCCGCUGGAUUUGCUUACAUUGGUGUAAAAAAGUUAGAUAACCUUGGUCUUUUAGAUAAUUCUGUGUCCAAGAAAGAAAAAAAGGAUGUUUAG